CAAAACACUUGCGCAAUAGGUUUCCACCAAAUCUUUCGCUGAGCUUUGCACUUCAACCCUAACAACAUGGACGAAGAAACCAAGAGACCUCGUGACAGCUCAGUUCACAUCCUCCUGAUUGGUGCGUCUGGCUCUGUGGGCAAGCUCGUGCUGGAACAAGCCUUAAGCAGAGGCCACGCUGUCACAGCCCUCGUCCGGAAUCCGGACUCUCUCGACUAUGUUCGUGGGAAACCCGCCUCCGAGAACCUCACAGUCCUCCAAGGAACUCCGCUCAACAAAGACGACUUACAAAAGGCAAUCUCGCACAUCAAAACGCAUCCCCGACCGGCCGUAAUCGUCACACUGAACAACACGGCCAAAAGUGCCCAGGACCCUCCUCCUCCAGGUCAAUGCCCACCACAUCUUCAAUACGACGUCCACAAGCUUCUCCUUCCGCUCAUGUCGCAGCACCAGAUCAACAAAUUGGUUGUGCUGCAAGCUCUGGGCGUAGGGUCUUCGUGGCCCAAUCUCGCUUUGCCUAUUCGCCUGGCGGUCAAGUAUACGUCUGUGCACUUCAGCUGGGAUGACCACGCCGACGUGGACAGGUUUGUGAAGGCCUAUGGUGAUGACAACGAUGUGCAGGGACACAUCAAGUGGGUAUUGGUGCGCAGUUGCAUGUUCAGCAAUGGACCCGCAAAAGAGGCCCAUUGCUAUGGUGAGGAUGGAGUAGGGUUGCCGUGGUUCCCCAGUAUUUCUCGUGCAAGCGUGGCCAAGUUUCUGUUAGAUUCGUGCGAGAACGAUGUGUGGGACAAUAAGACACCUGUGGUUGCGAACAAUGCUCCAAAAAGGUAGAGAUGGAGGUGGACUCCUUGGACAACUCCCAUAGGUUCAUAUGAAGCGAAAUACUGUUGACGAUGUGAUAUGCGCAUGUAAUUCAAAACAGUAAUAUCCACUGAAUAUAAAAAUGACUAGCCAUUCACAAACAUCACGACAAUAGAGCCAGG
This is a messenger RNA of Pseudovirgaria hyperparasitica, 983 nucleotides long. RefSeq names its product NAD(P)-binding protein. The record is from RefSeq and is a predicted model, not a curated record. The coding region runs from base 67 to 831 and encodes 254 amino acids. NCBI's taxonomy places the organism in Eukaryota, Fungi, Ascomycota, Dothideomycetes, Acrospermales, Acrospermaceae. The transcript is spliced from 2 exons.